AUGUCCUCAAAGAAAAAAGCCUCUUCCCAACACAAAACAAAAGGAUCAUCGUCAUCAUCAUUAUCGGAUCAAGACGACAAUGAAACUCAAGUGAUUGAUAUCAUUAAAUUUCCAAGGACUCCUCAUCUCUUUGCUACGAACAAGGAUGUUUCUCGUGAUGAUUUAGUGUUGGACGAACGCGAUGUGGCCUCCAGUUUUUAUUCAGUGGCUCAAGCUCCAUUCAUUACUCUUGAAGAAAAAAUUGAUGGAUCUAAUUUGGGAAUUUCACUCGAUGUCGAGUCGUAUAAAUUGAGAUGUCAAAAUAGAUCACACUAUGUCACAUGCCAAUCGCAUUCACAAUUUAAAACAUUGCAGUCGUGGCUGGAUGAACAUAGUGGUGAGCUCUAUGCUCUCCUUUCUGCAAACAAUAAUGGAUAUAUUCUUUAUGGAGAAUGGGUGUAUGCAAAACACUCCAUUUUGUACGACAAAUUACCAGAUACUUUUAUUGCAUUCGAUAUUUAUGACAAACAUGCAGAAAAGUUUGUCUCGGUUCAGAAAAGAAAUCAGUUGUUGAACUUGCAUGCUCCCACUUUGUGUGUGAUUGAACAAAUUCCAAAUAAUAACGGGGCAAGUCUCACUAAGGAAUAUCUCAUGCACUUGCUGAAUACAUACAAGUCGCAUUACUCCUCUACUGACGAGCCUAUUGAAGGAGUCUAUAUUCGAAUCGAUGAAGGAGAUUAUCUAAAAAAACGAGCAAAAGUUGUUCGAUCAGAUUUUAUUCAAGCCAUUGAUACUCAUUGGUCUACAAUGGAAUUAGUGAAAAAUAGAAUUGACUUUUCAUUAAAAAAGUAUUGA
Naegleria lovaniensis is the source of this 834-nucleotide messenger RNA. RefSeq lists its product as uncharacterized. The transcript has a single exon. The record is from RefSeq and is a predicted model, not a curated record. The coding region runs from base 1 to 834 and encodes 277 amino acids. Lineage: Eukaryota; Heterolobosea; Eutetramitea; Acrasida; Naegleriidae.